Molecule: messenger RNA, 1328 nt
Organism: Coniophora puteana RWD-64-598 SS2
Lineage: Eukaryota; Fungi; Basidiomycota; Agaricomycetes; Boletales; Coniophoraceae
Product: cytochrome P450
Exons: 9
Coding region: 93-1328 (411 amino acids)
Molecular function (GO): monooxygenase activity; oxidoreductase activity, acting on paired donors, with incorporation or reduction of molecular oxygen; iron ion binding
Source: RefSeq, a predicted model, not a curated record
UGAUUGGAAAUAUUCUGCAGCUCGACAGUGUCGCGCCUCACAAGUCGCUUGGCCGUCUCAGACGUCGAUACGGCGAUCUGUUCCAUCUUCGAAUGUUUGGCCAGGAUGCAAUGAUAAUCGGUUCAGAGAGCGUUGCCAAGUCCCUUCUCGAUAAACGUUCCACAACCUUCUCGGGUCGUCUUUCACUGAAUGCACAUAGCGAGACGGGUCUCGACUGUAACACGGGGUUCAUUGGAUGUAACGACACUUGGCGGCUUCAUCGGCGUAUGCACCAUGAUGCGUUUCGACGUGAAGCUGUCCCGCGAUACCAUUCUUCCCAAAUGCGCAGAGUGCAUAUCUUAAUGGAUAACCUUCUUGAAAGACCAGAGCUGUUCGAGGAGCACUUACAGACGUUUUCGGCGUCAAUCAUCUUAUCCGUGGUUUACGGAUACGAGGCAACUUCAAGCACUAAUCCUCUUAUUUCCCUCGUUGAAAGAGUUGACAAGCUUGUUAUCGAGAAUAUAGUCUCAUUUGAGGUCGUUGUUGCUGCGAUUUUCCCUUUUCUCUUGAAGGCACCAACGUGGAUCCCAGACUUUGGCGUCAAGAAGAAGAUAAGUUGCAUUCGUGCACGAGUCUAUGAGGCCGCAGAGGCGCCUUUCAAAUACGCUCAAGAUGCUUUGAUGCAAGGGACCGUUGGAAUAUCUAUGGUGUCCGAUGUACUAAAAAAUUGGGAAGAUAAGAUAAAAUCCACCAACGUUGAAGAUGCACUCAAAGGAGCUGCCUUCACGGCAUAUACAGCUGACGCCGAGACGACGACUUCCGUGCUUUUGACCUUUAUGUACCUCAUGGCUGUUCAUCCAAAUGUUCAAAAACGCAUGCAGGAUCAACUGGAAGCGACUAUUGGAACGACGAGGAUGCCUGCACUUGAAGACAGGCAGUCGUUACCAUUGGUAGAUGCAGUUUUGGGGGAGACGAUUCGGUGGUCACCUGUGGUCCCUUUCAAUAUUCCACACCGAGUCACGGCUGAUGAGGUCUAUGAGGGAUUUUUCAUACCAAAAGGUUCGCCCCAUUAUAGGGAAAUAUUUUAUGACCCGACCAAAUACGUGAACCCAGAACAUUUCGACCCGGAUCGUUUCCUUCACUCAGACGGGACGUUGAAUGACGAUACAUCUUGUAACAUGAUCUUUGGAUUUGGUCGACGCGUGUGCCCUGGCCGAUAUCUCGCUGACAAUUCGAUUUGGCUGGUGAUGACGAGUAUACUCUCUAUGUUCAACAUCUCAAAGGCGGAAGGAGAAUACGGAGAGGAUAUUGAAGUCGCACCCCAGUGGGUUUCGGGAGUUACAACGUAA